AUGGCAGCACGAAUGCUGGCGCCAAAGGCUCCCAAUCGCAGCUGGGAACUGGAACGGGGGGAAGUACAAUGGCUGGUGUGGCAGCUGUGUCAUCGCCAGGCUUUGUUGUCAGUUGAGCCUUCCAAGGAUGAGCUGGAGGAGUGGUGGUGGAAGUGCCAAACUUUCAGGGUCAGCGCUUUGAUCAGCGCCAUUGAGCAGCAGCUGGAGAGCAGUUGGAACGGCCAGCAUGACUGGCGGCCGCCCUUUCGUGCCCUCCACCUUUUGGAGCACCUGCGGACCAAGCCCUGCGCGGCUGAGGUGACCAAGGUGAGCCUUCGCAAGCUGCAGCCGCUGCUGGCCUUCCUCCAGGGUGAGCUGCCCCAGUUCUACGGAGUCACGACGCGGCUCCUUUUCUUCGAGCCGGGCCCCAGCCGAUCCCAGAAGAAGCUGGCAGUAGAUGAGCCUGUGCCUUCAGAGCGGCCGCCUGCUCAGGAGGAGAACUCACCAUCCUCGACCGCCCCAGGAGAGGACACUUCGGAGGCGGACAGCGAUUCGCCGCCGCAGAGUGAGGACCCUUUGCCACGAAUCCCACAGAGCCAGAUCCCACUUUGCAUCAGCCGCAUCUGUGACCGGGGCCUCAUACCUCGCAGCGUCUCGGCGCUGUUCGAGGCACUGGCCGGCCAACCUGAUCGAGAAGAGAUCGAGGUCUCAGUGUCCUUUUAUGAGCUCUACAAGGAUGCAGUGAUCGACCUCCUCUCGGAAAGGCGCCGCAAGGUGCCCGUGAAGGCCACGGAGAACGGGCCGCAGCUGGUGGGGCUGCUGCGUCAGGUUGUGGCCACAGAGAGUGAUGCCUACCACCUGCUUUUCCAAGGUGAUUCCAACCGACACUUUCAGAGCUUUGCGCAAAAUUCUGAGACCUCCCGAGGCCAUGUGUUUUACCUGGUCCACAUUGCUCACCGGACGACCGGUCAGCGGGCAGUGCUUGCAUUCGUGGACUUGGCUGCGACCAUUGCUGUGAGGAACCCUGCCAACACGGCCAUCGCCCAGAGCUUGGACGCUCUCAAGGCCACUUUGCUGGCGCUUAGAGAUGGUCGAGAGGCCUUCUGGGAGUCCUCCAUCCUGCCGCAGCUGCUGGAGCCAUGGCUCAGCCCUGGCUCCAAAUCGACGAUUGUGCUUUUGAGCCCGGUGCGUUUCUCCUCAGAUGUGCACCAGGAGGCGCAUGAGUGGCUCACCUUCACCCGGCUGGCGCAGGAAGCGUGCUGUGGCAAGCCCUUGCACAGCCCCUUGCAAGCUAACUGGUCCAAGAAGGGCUUGCAGGUGCCUGCUAGCUUCCAAGAAGGUGCAGAGACGACGGAUGCAAAGCCAACGGGUGAGGCAAAUAAGAAUGAAGGUGUCGAGGGUCCACGAAUAGAGGGUGCGCAAACUCCGCCUCAGACUUUGGGGAAGGUGUUGCAUGCUGGCUCCUACCAGCCACAGGUGUCCGGCGCGGUCACCCCGCCGGCACCGAAUCCACAGGAAGUUGUCAGCCCCGUCGUGGGCUCCAGGACUCCCGUGAUGGUCAACCGCGUGGCUUCGCCGUGUCGAAGCGCGCCCAGGCCUGUCCAAGCAUUCACGCUUCCAGAGGCCUCCAUGAUCCAGCGCCCCGCAUCACCCACGAGGGCGUUGGUUCCACAGGUAGCUUCUCCGCAGGCAUCUCCGCCGAGGAACUUAUCCCCUUUGAGGCAUGCCGCUCUUCAGGUACAGCCGCUGUCGCCGCCGGCGCAAUGCAGGGAUGGGCAUAGCCUCGCGCAGCCUCAACAGCAGCACCCUGGCCAGCACGCGAUGUCACGGCCCAGUGCUUUGGCAGUGGCGGGCUCGGUUUUGGGAGGUGUGCUCAUGGGUGCCUUCUUUUGCUACCUCUCCCUGCGCAUCGCCGUGCGGGCGGACGUUAAGCAACCGCUCACGGCAAUUUGGCGCUGCGCUGGCGAUACCCUGCAUCCAAUGGUGGCCGCGUGGUGGAAGGAGGUCAAGCAGUGGCCCGAGAUGAACAAGCGGCCACUCUCAGAUCGGAUUAAGCUGUGCUACCUGCUCAACGUGGCGAUGUGUUUGGCUCAGGCAGCAGCAUGCUUCUUCACAGUCUUCCGCUGGUUGCACGUGAACAAUGUGAAUGGCAUGCGGUACCUGGGCUAUGCCUUCACUUGUGCUCUGAUGCAAGCAGAGCUGGUGGUGCUCAUUGCCCCCUAUGUGCCCUGCUACAAGCUCAACAUGAUUGCUGUGAUGGUCUUCACACAUGUUUGGCUCCUUACGGGCUGGAUCGGCUCUUUGCAGAGCGGCUUCCUUUUUGAGGAUUCCAGCUGGAAUUCGUUUGUGGAGAACUACGACGCCUCUGUGUUGAUCGUGACCGACAAGGGCCUGCUUAUUGGUGCGACUGCAACCGGCUUGUCGAUCAUGAUGUUUAUUCAGAUGCCCAUGCUGUUAAUCAUGUACAUGUGCAACGGGGGCUACAAAGCGCAUCCGGACCUGCCUUACAACUACACGCGUUUGCUGUUCACAGUGUGGCUCACCUGGCCGGCCUUCCCUUGUUGGUGGCUUGUGUCCGCGGAGGGCCUGGGGCUGCUGGCGGAUGCCAAGUCGAAUGCGCUGGGCUUCGGCGUCCUCAACUGCAUCUCCAAGGGCUCUUUCACCUACGUCAUGCUGAUGAUUUGGACGGACCACAAGAAGCGCUGGCCCAGGCCACCCUCAGCUCCCAAGAGCAAGUCGCAAGAGCUGGGCUGGCUGGUGAAAUCUCUGAAGAGCUUCGACUCCCAACCGCCCAACCCGGUGAAGGCGGAAGAAUCCAUUCCUCAGAGCUUGGACGACGCAGAGGUGAAGCCGACAAAAUCGACAAAAUCAAAUGACUGGUGA
Molecule: messenger RNA, 2862 nt
Organism: Effrenium voratum
Lineage: Eukaryota; Dinophyceae; Suessiales; Symbiodiniaceae
Source: the annotation of a GenBank genome assembly